Cyclocybe aegerita is the source of this 1308-nucleotide messenger RNA. The record is from the annotation of a GenBank genome assembly. Lineage: Eukaryota; Fungi; Basidiomycota; Agaricomycetes; Agaricales; Hemipholiotaceae.
AUGUCGUCACGGCUUGCAAUCUGCGUCGGUGUAGCUGGACUAUCGGCAAUGGGCAUCUUCGGCACUUUCAAGUUCGUCAAGGUCUGGAGACGCGUUGAAAGGGCACGGCUGAGGGAGCAAGCGACGCUGAGGAGGCAGGAGGAGGAGCUGGACUUGCUUCGGCGUUCGUUGAGCGAAAGCCAGGCGGAGGUGGAAGAGAAGAAGAUGGCGGCACAGGCACAUGUGGAGGAGAUCGAACGCCUUGGGAGACGCAUGUCGGACACGGAACGUGAGCUUGAGGAUAUGAGGAGGCAAAAUAGGGUGUUGGCGGAGAGGACGAAGCAACUGAGCACGCGAGGGCAGCAGCUCGAAGGCGAACUACAGCACACGAAGCUCGAACGCCAACAGGCCACUGAGUUGCUCGAAGUACGCACAGCUGAGCUCAAAGGCGCUCAGGCAUUUUUGACGAAAGCUGACCAACUCUCCGGGGCCGACGUCAUCAAAUUGGUGGAGGUAUUGAACGCGGAUAUCAUGCAGAUAUCGGCGAGCAUGGCGGAGGAUCUGACGAUCGAGGAAAAGAGGUUUGACAGCAAUGGGAAGGAGCUGGAAUCGGAUGAGACGCGGGAGGCGUUUGCAAGGACGGAGGAGAUUGUCGGAGCGCGUAUGGCUGAGUUGCUGAAGUCCUCUGAACACCAUGAAGACCCUAUCUUGAUUCAGCUAGCAUUCCAAGCUGGGAUGACCGCAUACACCCACUGGAUCAUUUCUUCGUGGUGCUUCGAAAAUCCGGACGACGAACAUAUGCUGAGCGAAAUAUACGCCAGAGUCCGGGAAGCAGAGGAACAAGCCGUAUCAGGACGUUGGCGACAACUGACCAGGACCCAUCUCCAACGAAUGCUCGCCCAUGAACCAGAACAAUUGGCGGUGGAUAUGGUGGAUGUUUUUUCCAACAUCAUCGUCACGGCAGGUCUCAAAGAGAGUCCGGCGACGGUGCACGAACGAAUUAUGACCAGCUUUGGCGAUCGGAUCCGGAUGGCGAUGAAGCAUGCCCAAAAUAUGAACAAGAAAAUCGGUGAAGGCAUAACUUCGUGCGACCUGGAGGUUCUCUACAUCGUUCCUGAGAUCCCCUUCAACCCGAACAUGAUGGAAGACGCCAUUGGAUCGACUUCAAUCACGAACAACCAUGAAUCAGUCGUUUGCACCACCGACCUCGGUCUGGCCCGAACGGAGAAGUUGUCAGGGACGAUUGGGCAAUGGAAUGAAGCGGUUCUGCUGAAGCCGAAGGUCGUUCUUCCAUCAGGUUUGGUUGGUAUCGCUGGAGGUUCAGCAUGA